Exserohilum turcica Et28A is the source of this 1831-nucleotide messenger RNA. RefSeq lists its product as uncharacterized. Lineage: Eukaryota; Fungi; Ascomycota; Dothideomycetes; Pleosporales; Pleosporaceae. The record is from RefSeq and is a predicted model, not a curated record. The coding region runs from base 1 to 1671 and encodes 556 amino acids. Gene Ontology annotation, molecular function: protein binding. The transcript has 3 exons. Gene Ontology annotation, cellular component: intracellular anatomical structure.
AUGCGGGAUCCGGCAUCCUACCAAUAUAACCUCGGCUCUUUUCACCGAAAGAUCACCACGUCUAGCUCCCACGCACAGACAUGGUUUGAUCGCGGCCUGAUAUGGAGCUAUGCAUUCAAUCACGAGGAAUCCGCCCGCUGUUUUGAGCGAGCAACCAGCGAAGAUCCAGCAUGCGCCAUGGCAUAUUGGGGUCUGGCCUUUGCCCUAGGGCCAAACUAUAACAAGCCGUGGGAUUUAUUUGAUGAGAAAGAGCUAAGGUCUACACUAAGCAGAAUAAACGAGGCCAACGAAAAUGCCAAGAAGCAUGCUACGGGUAAAUCCGACGCUGAAAGAGCCUUGAUCGACGCCAUUCAGGUACGGGUGCCAAAGGAUCUCAACGAAGCCGCGUUCCGUGCCUGCAACGAGGAGUAUGCGCGAGCCAUGGAGCAUGUCUACAAGCGGUUUCCUGACGACCUUGAUAUUACCUCUCUAUAUGCUGAUUCGCUCAUGAACCUCUCAGCAUGGGAUCUGUGGGACCUCCAGACUGGCGAGCCCACUCCCGGAUCUCGUUCACCAGAGGCAAAAGUGAUACUGGAAAAGGCGCUGCUGCUCGAUAGCACCCACGAGCACCCCGGGCUCCUGCACUUGUACAUUCACCUAAUGGAGAUGUCAAGAACCCCCGAAGCAGCGCUAGUCUGCGCAGAUCGUCUGAGAAAACUUACCCCAGACGCCGGCCAUCUGGUCCACAUGCCGAGCCAUAUCUGGAUCCUUGUUGGUGAUUACGGGCGUGCGAUUGACUCGAAUGCGGACGCGUGCCUUGCUGACGAGAAGUAUGUCGCCGAGCAUGGGACGCAGAAUUUCUAUUCGUUCUACAUGAUGCAUGAUUACCAUUCGCUCAUAUACGCAGCCAUGUUUGCAGGGCAGUUCAAGGUGGCAUUGAACGCUGUCGACCGCAUGGAGGCCUCGCUGCCUGUUUCACUAUUGCGCGUUGAGAGCCCACCUAUGGCAGACUGGCUCGAGAACUUUUCAUCGGUACGCAUCCAUGUCCUGGUCCGCUUCGGCCGAUGGCAGGAUCUUAUCGCUCUUGCCAUGCCUGAGGAUACGAGUUUGCAUUGCGUAACCACGGCAAUGAUGCAUUACGGGAAAGGCGUUGCCUAUGCCGCUACUGGCGAUAUCGAGAGCGCACAGAGAGAGCGCGCCGCCUUGGGUGCGGCGGUAGAGCGGAUCCCAUCGUCCCGCAUCUGUGGAGACUUCCCGAACAAGUCCAAUGUAGUGCUCAUGGUCGGUGUUGCAAUGCUGGAUGGUGAACUCGAAUACCGCAAGGGCAACUACGAGGCGGCUUUCAGGCACCUCGAGACGGCGAUGGAGAGAGACGACGCCCUGACCUAUGCGGAGCCAUGGCCUUGGAUGCAGCCAACCAGACAUGCGUACGCCGCAUUGCUGAUGGAACAGGGCCGAAUAGAAGAUGCGGCAGCGGCCUACAAGGCUGACCUGGGGUUCGACAACACUCUGCCUAGAGCGAGGCAGCACCCGAACAACGUGUGGGCUUUGCACGGCUACCACGAGUGUCUGGUGAAAUUGGGACGGACGGACGAGGCGGGCAUCGUUGGGCAGCAGCUGCGAAUUGCGCUUGCUGUGGCUGAUGUCUCUGUCAAUGCAAGUUGCUACUGUCGGCGGAGCGGAGGCGCGUAGGUAACGAGACGUGAGCAUAAAGCCUAGAGCCCCCAUGGCCAAGCAUCGCAUGUCUGCUUCCGUCUACACCCUUGUAUACAGCAUGUCCAGGUGGUGGUGGACUUGAGGGCGAUCAUCCAGCAUCGUGGGUCUUGGGGAACUGCUAUGCGGUGUAGAGCAC